Opisthorchis viverrini is the source of this 2034-nucleotide messenger RNA. RefSeq lists its product as hypothetical. The record is from RefSeq and is a predicted model, not a curated record. The transcript is spliced from 13 exons. The coding region runs from base 1 to 2034 and encodes 677 amino acids. NCBI's taxonomy places the organism in Eukaryota, Metazoa, Platyhelminthes, Trematoda, Opisthorchiida, Opisthorchiidae.
AUGAAUAUUGCUCAGGGGUCCACCCACAGUGCUACAAAAUGUACCUAUGAUUUUGCAUCUAACCAACUUUUUGGCAGUGCUGGUCUGUGCUGGACAUCCUUCCUUCCGAACCAUGACCGAAGUCGUUCGACAGAGAGUCUUGCAGGUCAUACUCGCCUGAAACAGCAUCAGGGUGGGGAGAGAUGGCUCAAGUGGUUAGAGCGCGAAUUCAUUGACCGGAAGGUCCGUGGUUUGAACCCGACCUCUGCCUCUCGACUCCCUCUGUCUAGACUUGGGCGACCUGGCAGUAUCUCAACCCUCUUGCAAUCUUCGAGUGGCAUGGCAGUUAAGCACCGAAAGGGUGCUACAGUUGAACAAUUUCAACUGAAGUUGUCCCAUUCUGAACCAAUUCUUCUGGUGAUCCAUCGUCAAAGAGGGGAGCACUGGACUCGAGUUUCGCUCUUAGUAGAGCUUAUCAUUAGUGCAGAUCUUUGGUCUCAACGGGUUUCGAACUCCAGUUGUUGGAAUUACGAGGCGAGCGCGUCAACACUACUUCACCAGCGCACGCUGGACGAACAUGAUUCUCUACGUGCGAACAGGCGACUCUUCGCGCUGAUUCUUCAACUAGGCGUGCUGCUCCACGCUGCCUCAUGUCUCAGUUGGUACAAGGGCGUCACAGGUGAGAUGGCGAAAAUGGCUAGAGCGCGAAUCACUGACCGGGAAGGCUUGGGCAACCUGAUAGCACCUCAGCCGUCGUGCUUCCUUCGGGUAGCAUGGCAGCUAGGCACUAAAAAGGUGUCACAGCUGAACACGCCAAUUAGAAAUUUACCGAAGUUCUCUUACAGUCCACCACCUGUUUCGCUCAUCAAUACAACCAUUUGUUCCUUUUGCAUAAAGUUCGACAAGUACAUUCACUUGUAUACUGCUCUGGUUUUCACGGGAGACUCACUUGAAUCCCAGUUGAAUCUCUCGUUUAUGUUCUUCUUUAAUUGGAUGUGCUACACCAAACCGGAGGAACUAGAAAGGCUGAGUGAGGUCUUCCAGUCCUUUGGUAUGAAUUUCGUAUGUACAAAUUGCAAAGUACGAUCCCUAAACAUGCUUCUAAGAAUCCAGGGAGGGACACUGGAGGCUGUGGGACGCCAAAUGUAUCGUGGAAGUUGCAUUAGGUCUAAAGGUAGUUUUACAGACGAAGCCAAUGCACGAAUGUCGAAGGCUAAAAGUGUGUUUUCCAAUUCGUGCCAACGGUGGCGUCAAAAAAGCAUCUCAUUGGACUUUAAGGGACGUGUGCGUCGGACUAUAGCACGGCAUACACUGCUAUACGGCUGCGAGACUUGGUCUAUUCGGUUGGAAGCUGCCUACGUUACGUGGCGGGGACCUACAUUUGGACGUAAUUUGGCACAACACAAUGGAAUCAAGGGUGCCAGGAGAAGUCUGGGUGUUGUUGAUGCUAUUCGCCUGCUAGAAUUGGACCCGCGUGACCUCACUUGCGUGACGUGGGACCACGUCAACCUGUGGGACACAAACUCAGUCCCAAGUCCGGAGUGUUCGGCUGUAGCCCAACUGUCACACCACCACGAGGGCUGGGAUACCGCUAGGUUGUUAAAGCCUAGACAGGGGAAGUCGAGAGGCAGACAUCGGGUUCGACGGACGGAACUUCCGUGGUGCCUUUGCGGCUAUGGUCUGUCUUCCUGUUUUUUUUUGUUUGGUGGUCCGUCCACCGUUCACUUUUCAUAUGUUUUAAUGUUUACGCUGAUUUGUCCACUCACAAUUGGCGGUCCGUUUUCUUGCACCGGAUGGUUUGACUUGAACAAUUCCUCCGUAAACGGUUCUUCUGCAUCGACCUUGUCCGGUUCCGUGGCUUGUCGGCACCCGGGGUUUUUAGGUGCUUUGGAAUUGUACAGUUUGAUCCAAUUCGAGGGCACAGUUCUCCCGCACCAGUUCGGAGACUCAUCGACUUUCCAACAGUUUAGUGACAGUUUUUCUCGACUGAUCCCAACAGUGAGCUCAACGAAACCAACACUACUAAUAUUCGACUUCAGAUUAUCCGUCUGCUGA